AUGACUCAGAUGGCCAGUUCUCUCGACUUGCCCAAGCGAGCUCUGAAGAAGUUCGAACGCAAGCGGCAACAAAGUCUGGCGAAACUGACGUUCGUGCUGUCCGAAAUCACCGUUUCGAACAAGAGCAACCUACAGGAUCUGGAGGCGAAGAUAUGCAACAUGAUAAACGUGAAAGUAUGGCCCGUUCAACAUCGAGUUCCGUACUCUACCUCAGGGUUCAUCGACGUCAUCAAAAUGGCCAGGUCAUGGCGUCGCAGGGCACCAGACAGAGCGGAUAUCAAACCGACGAUAGUUAUAUCGCAUAAUGGCGUCAGCAGAUGUGGUAUCUUCAUCGCUAUGAACAUCCUGAUAGAUCAGAUCAACAUGGAGAAGCAAGUGGACGUCUUCCAUGCCGCAAAAAUGAUUCGGUUAAACAGGCCACAGCUGUUUGACAAUAAGGAAGAGUACAAAUAUUUGUACGACCUCCUUUUGCAGUACUACAUUACUAGUCCGGAAUAUCAAGAGCAAAUGGCGGCGGAAAACGAAACAAUAGCGAAUCAUGUCUGA
This is a messenger RNA of Soboliphyme baturini, 546 nucleotides long. NCBI's taxonomy places the organism in Eukaryota, Metazoa, Nematoda, Enoplea, Dioctophymatida, Soboliphymatidae. The record is from the annotation of a GenBank genome assembly.